CUAAUAAUACUAAACAACCUAUUUCUUAUAAUAAUAAUGCUACAAAUCUUGAAAUUAUUGAAAACAAAGAGGAUAUGCAAAGUACUAAUCAGUUGUAUAUUAGACUUAUUAAUGCAACAAAAAAAAUGCUUGAAAUUCUUGAAGACCAACAGAACAAAGGAAAUUUUAGACCAUUUUCAGGUAGCGGUAGACGUAAUUCAACAAAUAGACAAAAUGGUACAACUCCUACAGAAGCUAGAGUUAAACAAACGUAUUCCAGAAUGAAAUUUGGAUUUACUUUGUUGGAUAUUGGUGAAAAUGAUAAUAUGAAAGAUAUAAAAUAUCGAUUUUAUGAAUUUUCAAACAAAACUAUUGCAAAUGAAGCAAUUAUUCGAUUUUCCGAAUUUAUUGAUAAUGAUACUAUAAAUGAAUCAGAUCAAAGGCCAAAAUAUAUUGUAAAAAGAGCACCAGAAAAACCUUUUAACAAAGAUAAUGAUGUGAUUGAUGAUUUGACAAACGCCUUAAAAUAUGGAUUAUUAUUGCCCUCAUUAGAAUAUGAUUCUUUUAGUACUUCAGAUAAACUUGAAGAAUGUAUAAAAGACAUUUCUCGUGAAAUAAAAGAGGUUGAUUCUAAAUUUCCUAAUCAAAGGAAACAAAUGAGGAUGUGUAUCUUUUUUGGUCGUGAAAUUUUCACGAAAAUUAAUGAUAUGUUUGAAUUUGACGUGAAGCAUUGGGUCAGAUUUAAAAGAAAUGGAGAAUCUCCCGUUUCAACUACAUUCAAUCAUUAUCAUUUUUCUAAAAUACUUGAUAAGAUUGAUCUAAUUAAGGAAAAGUUUGGAUUAGAAGAAAGAAUUGAAAAUCAUGAAAAAGACAAAAGAAGUAUUAGAGUCUUUUAUAUGAAAAAAGGAAAGAAGAAUAAAUUAAAGUUGGAAUGGGAUAAAGGAUCUGAUGAUCCAGAUUUAAGACUUUCUGUAAAAAGUCAAUAUGAUCACAGAUGGGAAAAUUUUUUAAACGAUAUUGUGAAAAAAUUACAAGAGAAACCAAAAACUAAAGAUUUUAAUGGACUUUGGUUUGCCUGUAAAGAUUUCCCCGGUAUAGAAUGCGUCUGUGUCCAACAGACAUUUAUGAAACGAUGUUUUUAUAAUGACAAGUUUCAGCUCACUAUUGAUACAACUUGUCGUGAUAACGGGGGAAAAGUUAAGAACGAAGACUCUAUUAGCGUAAAACAUCUUUCUUGGCGAACCAAUGAGGAAUUUGAUUUUGAAAAUACUAUUUUUGAAACCUUUAAGUUUGCUAAAGAAAUCAUCAAUUUUAUUAAUUAA
Molecule: messenger RNA, 1301 nt
Organism: Cetraspora pellucida
Lineage: Eukaryota; Fungi; Glomeromycota; Glomeromycetes; Diversisporales; Gigasporaceae
Source: the annotation of a GenBank genome assembly